This is a messenger RNA of Myiozetetes cayanensis, 2882 nucleotides long. RefSeq names its product cytosolic 5'-nucleotidase 1A-like. The record is from RefSeq and is a predicted model, not a curated record. The coding region runs from base 107 to 1054 and encodes 315 amino acids. Gene Ontology annotation, molecular function: nucleotide binding; magnesium ion binding; 5'-nucleotidase activity. Lineage: Eukaryota; Metazoa; Chordata; Aves; Passeriformes; Tyrannidae. The transcript is spliced from 7 exons. Gene Ontology annotation, cellular component: cytoplasm; cytosol. Gene Ontology annotation, biological process: nucleotide metabolic process; adenosine metabolic process.
GGAGGGGGAAAUAUAAACAGCGGCGUCUUGGGCAGAGCUGGGAUGCUGCUGCUGGACAGGCUGCGCUGCGGAGCAGAGGCAGCGCUCGGGGAGCUGAAAACUGAAGAUGGCAGAGCCUGAAAGCACAGUCAUAAACACCAAUGUGAAACAGAAAGACCCCAGCAAGGCGCUGGUCAUUGCUGUGACCACCAGAGCCAUCUUUAACCUGGAGCAGGAGCACAAACUCUACCUGGAGAGGGGCAAGGAGGAGUACACAAGGCACCAGGAGGCCAACCAGCACAAACCUCUCCCACCAGGCACAGCCUUUGCCUUCAUCCAGGCAGUGCAAUAUGUGAACAAGAAGAUGCUGGAGAGCAACCCAGCAGAGAAGGACCUCUUCGACAUCCUGGUGCUCUCCAACAACAGCCCAGAGAGCGGAGUGCGCAUCAUCAACAGCGCCAAGCACUACGGCCUGGAGAUCUCCAAGUUCUGCUUUGUCAGCGAUGAGGACUCCACACAGUACCUGAAGUCCCACGGGGUCAAGCUCUUCCUCUCAGCUGACAGGACAGAUGUCUGCAAUGCCCUCCAGAGAGGGGUCUCGGCAGCGCUCGUUUUCCAGCAAGAGGUGCAGGCCCCCAGCACCCCACUCCGCGUGGUGUUCGAUGGGGAUGCCGUGCUCUUCUCCGACGAGACGGACCAGAUCUUCCAGGAGCAGGGCCUGGAGGGGGCAGUGCAGUACGAGCGGGCAAUGGAGGCUGUGCCCAUGGGAGAGGGUCCCCUGAAGACUUUUGCCAUGCACCUUGGGAAGAUGCGCAGGAAGUUCAGCCAGGAAAAAUCCCCCAUCCGCACCUACCUGGUGACUGCGCGCAGCGGCCGGGACAUGGGCAUCCGAGCCAUCAAGACACUCCGGGAAUGGGGCCUGGCCAUCGAUGAGGCUUUCUUCAUGGAUGGGGCUCCCAAAGGCCCCAUCCUCGCCCAGAUCCAGCCUCACAUUUUCUUCGAUGAUGGGCUUCAUAACAUCCAAGGGGCUCAAAAUGUGGGUGUGCCCUCUGCCUGGGUCCCCCCCUCCUGCUGAUGGGCUGCAGGCCAGCAGUCCUCCCUCCCAGCCACACAGGAGACAGGGCCAGUUGGAGGCAAAAUUUCUGGUGGAGAAGGAGAGAUUUCCUGACAUGCAGCAAGUAAAUCUCAGGAAAAGGGGACAUGAGCGUGGACUCCCAUGCAAAACUUGAUGCUCAUUUCUGCUCCUGGUAUGAGGUCCUUUAGGUCUUAGGGUAAAGCUAAAAGAUGCUCUAGGAGAAAGACACCUUUGCUGUGACCCUGAGGACUAUACCUACCUGCCCAGUAGGACCUGGGGACUUUUCUCAAAGAAUUAAGUGAAGCUAAUGCCAUGCACAUGAGCUAAAGGAAGCUUUAAAAAUGGUAGCUUUGGCUGUUCUCAGGCAGUCUCCAAGAUGGAGCAGCACAGAAAGGACAUCAGCCUGUUGAGGCGAGUCCAGAGGAGGGCCAUCAAGAUGAGUAGAGGGAUGAAACAGCUCUCCUAUGAGGAAAAGCUGAGAGAAUUUGGUUUGUUUGGCUUGGAGAAGGCUUCAGGGUGACCUAAUUGCAGCCUUCUGGUACCUGAAGGGGCCUACAAGAAAGAUGGGGAGAUUCUGUUUACAAGGGCCUGGAGGGACGGGAUGAGGGGUAAUGGUUUCAAACUGAGAGUAGGUUUAGAUUAGAUAUUAGGAAAAAAUUCUUUACUGUGAGGGCUGUGAGGCACUGGAACAGGUUGCCCAGGGAAGGUAUAGAUGCCUCAUCCCUGGCAGCGUUCAAGACCAGGUUGGGUGGAGCUCUGAGUCUGAUCUAGUGAAAGGUGUCCCUGCCCACCCCCUACCCUCACAAGGGGGUUUGGAACUGGAUGAUCUUUAAGGUCCCUUCCAACCCAGGCCAUUCUAUGAUUCUAUGAUUUAUUCCCAGGUUCUCUGCCUAAAGGGAGCCCUCAAGACCCUGCCUCACCAGACAAACUCAGCUUGGUUUCCUGAGGACACUGAUGUGCUAGCAAGGCCUUCAGGCAGCUCCAGCCAAACUUAGAAGAGAAAGAUUUCAAAACUGUAAAGUACCUACAAACCUUUUAGAAAUGAGUGAACAGGUGGAAGAAAGAAAGCCGUUAUUAAGCUAUUCCCCCUUAUAGAAGAGAUUAUAGCACAGGUCAGUUUUCCUUAGGCAUGCAGAGAGACACAGACCUGUAGGACACUCUGCUCCCAGAGCUACAGGACAGCGGCAAGCUGCAGCCCAGCGCUGAGGUCCAUCCAGGAGACAGAGCUGCCACGUAGCUCCGAUGUCCCACCAGGAGAGGGCAGUGGAGAUGGGCUGCCUGCAGCACAAGCCAUGCAGGAGCCAGGGCUGCAGACCAGCCCCCGCAGGGGCCAGCGCAGGACUGCGUGCUGUGACCAAGCUAAAAUGGGUCUCCAGAACUGUGUGUGGAGGGCAUGGGUGAGGGUCUCAGGAGCAGCUGCUCCCUGCUGAUGGGGUCUGAGGGUGUGCUCAGUUCUCUGGCAUCAUGGCCCACCCCAUGCAGGGCAGCCUCUCCUCCGGCAGUUUGGACUCUGCUUCUCAUUUUCCUGGGGGAACAAGCAGCCCCCCAAGGUUCAUUUGCAGGUUUCUUUCCCCAGGGAGUUGCCACUAGAGGCCACUGUGCUGCUUGAGGACAUGGCACCUCAAAUCCCCACCAGCUCUCCAGAGUCACCUCAUAAAAAAACCCAAACUGGCUCCACAGGUGGCAGCAGGAUUAUGGACUGAGGAGAUAAAGACAACGCUGGCUUAGUUUUUUUAAUCUCAGCAUAAUCAUUAAUUUUUUUAAACGCUUCAGAAGUGUUGCUCUCUUUUCCAAUGCUUUUUCUCCCCAGUAAAUAAAUAAACAAGCA